CCCCCAGUCCUAAGCACCAGUUCUAGCUUAUUAUUCCCGCAUCUCUCCUUCACAGGCUCGCUCUCCCCCUCUCCGUCACCGUGCCUGCAGUCAGUCCGGCUCCGCCCGCCCCGAACCCGAGCGUCCCACCGCCACCUCCUCGCCGCUCCCCAAACUGCCGCGGCAUCCUCAUCAUUCACCCCCCAACGCCCGCAUCUCCAGCUCAUCCCGACCCCAGCAUCCUCUCCGACACCCCCCCCGAGGCGGUCAGCUUCCCUCGUUCCGAGUCGCGACAUCCAGCCCCGAUCGACGCUCCCUUCUCUGACUCCUCACACGCCCCUCUCACCUCCCCGCCACCAUGCCCGACGAAGAGCCGUCCCUGAACAUCCCCUCCCUCCUGACCCUCGCCGUGGUCUCCUUCUUCGUGCUCCGCUGGUUCCUCAACCGGGAUGGCGACGCCGGCGCCGGCAGCGGUCGCAGUCGGACGCGCGGAGGGGUCGACCCGGCCCAGGUCGAGCAGAUCGCCCAGAUGUUCCCCCAGCUCAGCCAUCGUGAGAUCAUGUGGGACCUGCAGCGCAACGGCGGCAACGUUGCGGCGACCACGGAGAGAAUCCUGACGGGUCGCGGAUUGGAAGUGCCCCCUCCCUCCUUCCAACCUCAAGUCGCCAUCCCCGCCACUGCCCCCGUGCAAUCGGCGCCCGUCCCCGCCUCCAAGGCCGAUGGCCAGGACCUGAUCUCUCGGUACAACCUGAGCUCGAAAGUCGAGGACGACAGCUCCCCCGAACCCGCGCAGUCGCAGACCCCCCCGACGGGCUGGUCGCAGAGCAAGGAGGAGCGCCAGCGCCUGCUCCAGAAGCGGAGAGACGAGAUGAUCUUGGCGGCACGUAGGAGAAUGCUGCAGAAGGAGCAGAGUGCCCAAUAAGCUCUUGUUUCUUUUUUGGGGGUUGAGGUCCCUGUUCCGGGUUACCCGGAAGUGGUGGCCUUUUUUUUUUUUUUUU
Aspergillus heteromorphus CBS 117.55 is the source of this 977-nucleotide messenger RNA. Its product is annotated as putative AMFR protein. The coding region runs from base 338 to 901 and encodes 187 amino acids. Gene Ontology annotation, molecular function: ubiquitin binding. The transcript is spliced from 2 exons. The record is from RefSeq and is a predicted model, not a curated record. NCBI's taxonomy places the organism in Eukaryota, Fungi, Ascomycota, Eurotiomycetes, Eurotiales, Aspergillaceae.